Messenger RNA from Halichondria panicea, 2339 nucleotides. Its product is annotated as E3 ubiquitin-protein ligase TRIM71-like. Bases 149 to 2185 code for a protein of 678 amino acids. NCBI's taxonomy places the organism in Eukaryota, Metazoa, Porifera, Demospongiae, Suberitida, Halichondriidae. Gene Ontology annotation, molecular function: protein binding; zinc ion binding. The transcript has 3 exons. The record is from RefSeq and is a predicted model, not a curated record.
AGGUUUUUAUCACCCACAAAUAUUCAGUAACCCAAGUUCGAACCUGGACCUCUGGCCUAUAUGAGCGAAGCAUGACUGCACACACCUUAAUUAUUGUGUUUGUGUGCCGACGCAGGAUUCUUUGCCAAGAUUGAAUAAAGUCGAAAAAAUGUCUCAUAUUGAAUGCUCUGUAUGUAACAAAACCUUUCAAGAGCCAAAACUUCUUCCGUGCUUCCACACUUUCUGUAAAGUACCCUGCCUCGAGAGACUAGUCGUCCAGGAUUGUCGAGGACAGUCCCUUGCUUGCCCUGUCUGUCAACACCUUGUCCCCUUGCCAAACAGUGGAGUCGCUGGGCUGCAGCCCAACUUAUAUGCUGAGAGUCUUCUAAAAGACCAGCUACAUCUAUUAGUGAGCAAGAAGAGCAAAAAACGCGACUGUGAAAACUGCCAAAAGGUUGCAGCAACGAAGUACUGCCAGCAAUGCAAGAAAUUUAUGUGUGACAAGUGCAUACAAAUGCAUCAGAUGUGGGGAGAUUUCAGUGACCACAAGCUGGCAGAUGCAGACGAUACAAAAAUUGAUCAACAAGUAAAUAAUUGCAAAGAACACCGAGAAAUUGAGGCCGAAUAUUUCUGUGAGACCUGUUCUGACUUGGUUUGUACCAAAUGCACAAAUGAUAUGCACAAAGGCCACAAACAUAACCUUAUUAGUUCAGUUUAUCCCAAGCACAAAUUAGAACUAAUUUCUAGCCUUAAGCCACUCCAAGAAGGCUUACACAUUGUCCAGGAAGCCUUGGUUGCUUCAGAUGAUAUGGUCAAAGCAAUUAACGACCAAAAAACAACUAUCGAAACAGAUAUCAAUAAAGAAAUUGAUCAUCUAAAACAUGUCUUACACCAGCGAGGAGUUGAGCUGUUAGCAAGUGUAAAGUCAUAUGCUGAGCAGAAGUUGCAGAAGAUCGCUAUACACAAAGAUACAAUCAAAAUGACACAAGAAAAGAUGAGCAGAUGUUUAGAGUAUACUGAGGCUGCUCUUAAGGUUGGAACAGAGGGUGAAGUAUUGAGAAUGAAGGCAUCUACACUCAAAGGAAUUGAGGAGAUCACUGCAGAAUUUGAACCGAACGCUACAAAGUUAAGCGCUGAAGCUGAUCUACAGUGGUAUCCAAACAAUCAAGUUACUCAGGCUUGUCGAGAAUUUGGAACUGUAUUUUGCAACUCUAUUGAUGGCGAAGAAAUCUACGAUGAUUUGGAUUUCGAAAUAUCUUCCAAUUCCGCUUACCAGGCAAUGUCAAGAGGCAGUAUAAAGAAACCAAGCCUCCCAACACCAGCUAGUGAGAAGCAAAUUGUUAAUGAAAUGCCUCAUUACAGUGCUGUUAUCCCUUCACUUGAGACAUUUCGUAAACCAGUAAAAGUAAUAAGUGACCUGAGUGGGCCAUUUGGAGUCACAAGCAACAGUCGAAGACAGUUGAUUGUCACCGACAGUAGCAAAAAUCAAGUUCUGAUUAUGACUGCAGAUGGUCAGAAAAUUGCGAGUUUUGGUAAACAAGGUUCAAAGAAAUGCCAGUUUAAACAUCCUUGUGGAUUGACUGUCGAUCAAGAUGACAAUAUAUACGUUGUUGAUACUAACAAUCAUCGUAUACAGAAAUUCUCCCCUGAAGGGAAAUUUCUUGGCGCUGUUGGGAGCCCAGGAAAUAACAAACUUCAAUUUUCCUACCCAAUUGGAAUCUGUUUUAACGAUACCACACGUCAUCUCUAUGUGUGCGAUCAGGCAAAUAAUCGAAUUCAGGUCCUCAGUACAAAUAUGACGUUUGUUAGCAGUUUUGGUAGUCAAGGCAAUGGUGAUGGAGAGCUCAUUUAUCCGAAGAAUGCUGCAUUUGAUAGCUCCAACUUUUUGUAUGUGACAGAUUGCGGUAACAAUCGAGUGCAAGUCUUCACAGCUGAUGGGCAAUAUAUACAAUCGUUUAAUGGCAAAGCAAGUGGUAAAGAGCUUGAAAAACCGUUUGCAAUUACAGUUGAUAGCAGCAACACCAUAUACGUUAGCGAAUUGAAAAGACAUUGUAUCACUAAGUACACAGCACAAGGGAAGUAUGUUUCAUCUUUUGGAAGAAACGGAACCGAAGAGGGUCUAUUUAAGGACAUUGGAUGUUUGUAUGCAUACCAUAGUGCGAUUAUUGCGUCAGACACUUCAAACAAUAGGUUACAGAUUUUUUAAUUAUCGGUGUGUUGUCAAACAAUAGAUUACAAUUAUUGGUGUGUUGGUGUGGUAGAUUUUUGUUUGUUAUUGUCAUUGUCAUUGAGCCCUGUUUUGUGCUCUUUAGGUUGAUUUUGUAGAUCGUAAUCUUGGCUAUAAUUAUUAUACAUCAUUA